AACAUCUUCAAGCAAGUAAGUGAAGAGAUCAUAAACCGUCAGCAUGGUUGAGUGGACAGAUGCCGAGCGCAGCGCCAUCACUGGCCUGUGGGAAAAGAUCAGUGUCGAUGAAAUCGGACCUCAGGCCUUUUCCAGGCUCCUGAUCGUGGCUCCAUGGACUCAGAGGCACUUCGCUUCCUUUGGUAACCUCUCCAGCCCCGCCGCAAUCAUUGGCAACCCCAAAGUGGCUAAUCACGGAAAGACCGUAAUGGGUGGGCUGGACAGAGCUGUGAAGAACCUGGACAACAUCAAGGCCACCUACGCCCAGCUCAGUGUGAUGCACUCUGAGAAAAUACACGUGGACCCCGACAACUUCAGGAUUCUUGCUGACUGCAUCACUGUAUGUGUGGCCAUGAAGUUCGGACCCUCUGUCUUCACCGCUGAUGUGCAGGAGGCUUGGCAGAAGUUCUUGUCUGUGGUUGCAUCUGCUCUGGGCAGACAGUACCACUAGAGGAAACGAAGGAGAAAACAGCAAUUCAGUGCACAAAGCUGUUGACAAAACAUAACUCUGACAAACGAAUAAAAACAUUUUGAACGCA
This is a messenger RNA of Pygocentrus nattereri (red-bellied piranha), 578 nucleotides long. RefSeq names its product hemoglobin subunit beta-like. The transcript is spliced from 3 exons. The record is from RefSeq and is a predicted model, not a curated record. Lineage: Eukaryota; Metazoa; Chordata; Actinopteri; Characiformes; Serrasalmidae. The coding region runs from base 44 to 490 and encodes 148 amino acids. Gene Ontology annotation, cellular component: blood microparticle; hemoglobin complex; haptoglobin-hemoglobin complex. Gene Ontology annotation, biological process: oxygen transport; hydrogen peroxide catabolic process. Gene Ontology annotation, molecular function: haptoglobin binding; heme binding; oxygen binding.